CAUGGCGGAUGGCUCAACAGAGCUUGACGUAAAUCUAGAAGUACUGUUCUCAAUUUCAGAGCAAGAGUCGUCCGCAGCCUGUUACCAGCCGGAUGAACAUUCUGAGAAAGGAAAUCGACCAAAAGCUGUGGACUUCAAGCUAACUUCAGAGAAUUGUUUCUUGUGUGAACUUGAGCAUAAUAGUCCAGAAUUUGGACCUUACUGCGCUGUUUGUCACGACUUCUUGUAUCCAAAUGCACCGCUUGUGCUCGGAACAGAAACUGAGGACUCACAUUUAGCAGCUUCUUGCGAAAGUGUAUCAUCACAAUCAGCAACAUGUGAUAGUAGUGAAACAAUAAUCAGUUCCGGAGGAAGCGCAGAAUCGGAAGAUCCUGAGGAUAGUGGGUGCGAAAGUGAAAACGAAACGAAACUGUCACCGGAAAACAGCGAACGUCCUUUAAACCCUUCCUCGAUGUCACUAAGUAAACUACCAUAUUUAUCACUUUAUGAACAUAUUAGACCACAGAACUUCAUCGCAGAGCGGCUUGCGAAUGAGCUGAGCUUUGUCGAGGAGGAUUUGUUUGGAAAGUUACCACCAGAAAUGCUGCUGAUAAUAUUUUCCUUUUUGGAUGAUAUAUCUUUAUGUAUGGUGGGGCAAGUCUGUCAAUGGUGGCAGGAACUGGCUGGAGAACAUAAUGAAUGGGAGAAACAUGUUCGCACCAGAUGGCCAUUGUUGCCAUGUGACAAACAGAGUUCUGUCAAAUCCUGGCAGAAACUCUACAUGAAGCUGUUACAAAGUGUUGCUUGUAGAAGGUGUUUUGAACAGGGAUGUGUUCAGCAUUCUCCAGAAGAUAACCUCAUAAACUCAUGGAGGAAUAAAAGGUUGAAAAGUGAACUGAGAGGAAUUCUUAUGGAUCCUCCAGAGGGCAUCAGGGCACGCCCAUUAGACAACAGUUUAUCAUAUUGGCAAGCAUCAAUAAAGGGUCCACCUAACUGUCCUUAUGAAGGAGGCCUUUUCUUCCUUCACUUGGAAAUACCAAAGAGUUAUCCAAUGAGGCCACCAAUUCCCAGAUUCAUCACAAAAAUUUUUCAUCCAAACAUUAGUUACCAUGGUGACAUAGGAGUGGAUAUGCUUGGACAAAACUGGAGUCUUGCAUUGACUAUUCCAAAGGUCCUAGUCAGUAUACAGUCUCUCCUGACAGAUCCUAAUUGUCAUAUAUGCAUGGAGUCUGACAUUGCUCAGUUAUAUGAGAAUGACAGAGAACAAUUUGACAGAGUAGCAAGGGAAUGGACCAUCAAAUAUGCACAGCUGCAUAUGUCUUGUUGACUUAACCCUUUAACCCCCAAGAUCUCAUUAGUAAUUCUCCUUACUAUCUGGUAUAUAGUUCUUGUGAUGUUAGUUUGGAGAAUUUGGUAUUGGAUCAACUAAUAAUCUCCCUAAUUGAUAUUUUUCUUUAUUCUCAUCACUUGUGUGCUUGAUAUUGUAUUGAUGUUGGCUUGACAUUGUAAGGAGAAAUUCUGGUCAUAUGGGAGUUAAAGCGUUAAAAGACAACAAUGCUCAGAUCUGUUGAGGAUUUGUUUUACUAAAUGAAUUUUACUGAGGAGAGAGUAAGUAAACAUUUCAAGUUUGGCUUUUACAAAGUGAUAAGUGCUUUUUGUGUAGUAUUUCCAAAAUAAGUCACUACAAUUUAUUUUCUCACCCCAAUUUUGGACAUAAAUUCAAACUAGUUGGAUUUUAAGAGACCUUUUGAAGCUACAGAAUUCUCAUAGAGAGAAUUGUCCAUGUCACUUUAAGCUUAGUGUCACAUUGACCUAUCCUAGUUUCAGGUUUCAACCUCUUGGAACACAGUAUUCCCUGACUUACAGUCAAGUGUUUUAAAUUUUUAAAAUUCUUUUUAUGGAAAUUAAUUUGGACAGCCUUGUUUUUAAUCAAAGUUACAUUCAGUUUGAUGCACUGUAUUUAAAUGGGAAAUACUACAAAAAAAAUGUGCUUAGCGCAAGACUUUUUACUCUCUGUCUGCUAAAAGUUAAACAGAAUACUAUUUACUAUAACAAUAAUGCUUUUUAAUCAUCUUCCUCAAAAUCAGACAGCAAAUUCUCCCAUCAUACAAGCAUACAUUCUAUGAAAGGCUGUUUGAAAAGAACUGGUAUGAGGGAAAUAUCCUUGGGAUUGUAUCUCCUCACAAGUGUUAUAAAAUUGUGACAAUACUUUGUGAAAUUAUCACUCCGAGAGUGAAAGAGUUAAAUAGGGUGGUUUCUGUUGCAUUGAAGUCAGUCAAAAAGCGAGAUUUGAUUUUCUUAUUUAAAAGAAAGGGGAAACAUAUUUUAAUAAACAUUAGUUGAUAAUCAUACAUACAAAUGUACUUUAAAAGCAGUAACUCCAACAUUUCUUAUUGGAUUGGAGGCUGUAGACAGCCAUUUAGGUGUGUAGCACUGAUCUGGCUAUAAACAAGCUUGAGCUGAAUGAUUUUUCACUAAAUGCAAUCAAAAUUUUAUUGAACUUUGGUGCAUAUGAUACAGACUAAAGCAACCUGUGGUUCAGUAUAUAUAUAAUAAAUUGUUGUCAGGGAUCCUUUACAGAAGUGGUUAAGGUACUUAAACCUGUGUAAUUACUUUGCCUAAUUUCUGUAUCCAGCUUUUUGUUUAAUAACCUUAGAGCA
This is a messenger RNA of Pocillopora verrucosa, 2639 nucleotides long. RefSeq lists its product as uncharacterized. NCBI's taxonomy places the organism in Eukaryota, Metazoa, Cnidaria, Anthozoa, Scleractinia, Pocilloporidae. The record is from RefSeq and is a predicted model, not a curated record. Gene Ontology annotation, molecular function: protein binding.